CAGUUAUAGUCAUCUAGUAGCCAAAAAGUCCGAAAUUAGACGACUGGCUGAAAGAAUAACUAAAAGUAAUUGUUUCUAUAUAACAUUUUUGAAUUCAAUCAACUUAGCCAGUUUUAGUUAUUUGCAGCUGCAUGUAACUGAAUGAAUGUCAGUAACUUUAUUUGCACACAGGUAUCAGCAAAUUUCACAAUAGCGGUUGCUGGAUAUCAAUCACGAUAAUAAUAAAAAUAUACGCAUUUGGAGCUGUUUAAAAAUAUUCAUACUUUUUGGUCGUAAAUUUUGUUUACGGCUUUCUAUAGAAAAGCAAUUGAGAUUGAGCGAAAUAAAUAUGCAAGAAAACACAAUAAGAAAAGAAAGUUGAACUGAAAACGAAUUGUUAGUGUUGCAAACGCACUGCAAGCGAUCCAUGUAAAAAUGUUAAUGAGAUAAAACUCGGCUGCGAUAUCACACGUUUUGUAUGAGUACUGAUACCAGAACAACAAAAUUGCUACGAAAGACUGGUUGGUAAGUGAGAUAAAAACUUUUAAAGAUUGGCAAAAACACAGUCAAAAUCAUUCAUUCGAAACAGUAGACGUCAAGUCUGAUAUAAACGUGUGUAUAAUCCGGUUUUAUUUGUUGUGUUUUUUACACGAUGAAAAUGUAAGUGUUCGAUUGGACGCAUACUUGAGAAGGCGGCCAAAGUAAAGAGUGAAUAAAAAAAUUUGCUGUUUAAAUAAAUGCAUUACCUAGUAAAAAUUCGCGUGGAAUAUGCUAAUUGCCUUGACCUUUGUUACACCCAAAAAACAGUUGAGUAAAAUAGUGUGUGGCAUUAAUACAGUGAGUGAAUAUCCAUUGGAAAAAAAAUGAAAUUUUGCAUGAUUUUUAUCGUAAUCAGUCAAACCAUAUGAACACUCAUACAAUCGGCUCUAUUUUUAAAUUUAUUGAGCGAAGUUCUGUCAACAAGAGUGUCGUGUAAUGAACAAGAAACGGUGCCACUCUCGAAGAAAGUGAAAAAAAAUACGAAAUUAAAUUGAAGACAGAAAAAACAGUCUCGUUCCAAUUUUUGUGUGAUUUUUCUGUGAACGAAUAAUCGUUGGAAAUAAAAUUUCGUCCAACUGGGGAUCCAUCCUGAAUUUGCUGAAUGAAUACCUUGCAGAUUUUGAGACCCGAACAAUAGCGGUUUUAGAAAAUAUAAACGAGUUGCUGUCACAGUCGGGAGAGAAAAUUGAUGACAGGAUAAAGGGCUAUUUGGUAAAGAGCGUAAACAGUCGCUUAGAACGAACGUUGGAGUUUUUCAACAUUCAAAGUGGUUCUCAAGUUUGCAAGAAUGCGAAAAGUGCCUCAAAAGAUGAUUCACAUCGUAAAGCCACAGAAAAAAGCGAUCACCUGGAAUCGGAUGCAUCAAAUGAAGAGGCACAGAUUUGCGAAAAUGAAAUUGAAGUUGUAUCUAUUUCGAGCGACGAUGAAACCACGAAAAAAGUAGAAACAGUUUCAUCCAGCUAUUCUGCGCCAAGUAAAUCAGAAGCACAAGCUGAAGCUGAAAUUGAAGCAACAGAGCCCAUGGUCUAUCAAAGAAACAUCCAUCGUCCAUCGUUGGAUUCAAAUUUUUCGGAUCAACGAUCGACAUGUUCACCAAGUACAUCGAAUCUACCAAUGUUGGGACCGACGCUGUCCCCAAUUGAUACGCCUGAUUCAACUCCAAGUAGCACUCCUGAUAUAAAUGCGAGGGAUAUCAAACAAGAACCAGACGACAGUACGUGUGAGGCAAUGACUUUGAAUCCAACUGAAGCCAACGAGUGUGUUGUUAAGAUGGAAGAUAUGCCAAUGGACCCAAUGCGAAUGAACAGAAAUAAUAAAUUGCCAUCAACUAACAUCGAUCGUUUCGUGCCACCAAUUGAGCCUCAGCCACUGAAGAGGAAACACUCGAUCAAUGAUUCGACAGAGGCAGGAAAGCGACAAAAAACCACCGAAGAACUACGGUUUGUCGAACCGCGUCUAAUGUUCGCCGAUAACAGUUAUUUGUUUGGUUGCUUUCAUUGCUUAAGUCGAAAUAAUUUAUUCUUCGAAAAGUUCAUCGAAGUCUAUGAUCAUUGGGAAUGUGAACAUGGAGCGUUACCCUUUCGAUUUAUGGCAUUUGGGAAGGCCGCUUGUUUUUAUUGCGGUGAAGUUGACACAUUUCCACGUCUACUCGAUCACCACAAGCGCCAACAUCAUUCAGAAGUAUUCAUUGUGGUCGAUAGACAAGAUAACACAAAGUGUGGACUUUGCCACAACAUUUUCUCGGCUUCAGAAAUGGUGCUACAUUUCAAAUCACAGCAUGAUCCAUUGAGUUAUACCGACAUCAACAGCCCCAUUUGUUUCUCUCAGAGCGAAAUCGAACAGUUUCUGAGCCUAAAUUCAUUCAAAGAAACCGAUAUAUCACAGCAAAUUGAGGCCUUCAUUUGCGGAUAUUGCAAUAAAAAAGAAAAGAGUGCCAUCUCGUUUAUGCAGCAUUUUGAACAAGAUCCGUUUCAAUUCAUGUGCUCAGCUUGCUCAUUUUGGGGGAACAGCAUCCACGAAGUGAUACAACACGAGGUUUCCAAACAUAAAUUCCCUAUAGACACAUCGAAAUAUUCAAAGAUUCUGAUGAGCCGAUUGGAAAGGCGUUUUUUCAGAACGAAAAUUAUAUUCACCAAUGGCCUCGUUUUGCACAAACAUAAUACGUUGAAUACCACAUUUGAUGAUCGCAAAGAGAUAUGGCCAAUAAUAACACGGAUGAAAAAUCAGAAACUGGAAGAAUACACAAGAGAUAUUGAUCGGUCUAAAUCUCUGGUAUCGCAAAAUGUGCUCCGUGAAGAAGAGUUAGCAAAACAACGAUCCUAUUGCAGCAAUCUACGCAUCAAAGGUCUCGGAAUGGCUACAGAUGCCGAUUUACCGAAUUUAUUUCUAGGUAUUUGUAGAACAAUUGGCAUGUCAAAUGUCUCAAUGAAGGAUGUCGACGCCAUUUUUCGACGUUCAAGUGCGGUUGUUGUGCAAAUGUUUGAACGGAACCAAAAAAAUAAAAUCAUAUCCGCUUGGCGUGAAACUCCCAAAGAUGUUAAAUCAAAACUUUUGAAAUCCGUUAUUCAAGAACCCGGUACAAUUUUCAUCGAAUCUGAAUUGACACCGUUUUUUGUGAAACUAUGGACUCAUGCCAAAGCAGCCAGAGAUAAAUGUCAAAUUCACUCGUUUCUUAUAACUGAUGAUGGGCUUAGAGUCAAAGGGUUAUCAUCUAAUCGUUAUAAGACAGCCAUCAUCUGGUCGAAAGACGACCUUGCGGAGUAUAUUCAAGGAAGGUUUUAACUCUAAAGGGAUUUAAAAUAAUACACAUUGUGCAUGAUUACGGAUUUUUAAAACUAAUUUUAGCCAGAAUUUGUCUAACAUGUUUUGUGUGAAAUAACUGUUAUAAUAACUUUAUUAUUAUGAUUUAAAUAAACACUGUAACAACAGUUGUUAGCCGCAAUUGAACAAAAAUAAUCAACAUUUUUAACCAGAGAAUUGAAUAAAAAAUAAAGAAAAAUAUUUCCCAGUAAACA
Sitodiplosis mosellana (orange wheat blossom midge) is the source of this 3533-nucleotide messenger RNA. RefSeq lists its product as uncharacterized. Bases 1540 to 3300 code for a protein of 586 amino acids. The transcript has 3 exons. The record is from RefSeq and is a predicted model, not a curated record. NCBI's taxonomy places the organism in Eukaryota, Metazoa, Arthropoda, Insecta, Diptera, Cecidomyiidae.